AUGACUACCAACACUAGAGCUCGGCAUGGACCCACGUCCGAUCCUUCGCAACUUAGACAACGGUUGAAAGAUUUCCAGAUCUUUUUCAUCAUCUUCAGCGUUGUGAUUGGAUCGGGAGUGUUUAACUAUAACGGAUCAGUUUUGGAAAUUGCCGGUCCCUUGGGUCUACUUCUGGCAGUCCUCCUCAACGGGCUUCUUGCAUCAUUCGUUGGUGAGUGUGUGAGCGAGCUUGUACAGCUCUUUCCGGCCCAGAAUGCUAUUUACCUUUACGUGGAGCAAUUCGUCGACGAAGACCUCGCAUCGGUGGCAGCUGUCGCUCAUUGGUACUGCUGGGCUUCUAUACUUCCGCUACAGAUGCUCAAUGCCGCGAGGAUACUUGAGUACUGGAAAGGGGACACGAUUAUUGCCUCGAUAGUAUUUUAUGGUGUCACGCCUUGGAUAAUUUUUGCGCUGAAUCUAUGCGGCGUUGAUUACUUUGGCUGGAUUGAAACCGUGGGGGGCAUUUUAAAGAAGAGCCAAUGGCCCCUUACAGAUCCAACCAUGGACUUGUUAUCGCAGGCUAGCGGACUAUUCUGUUUACCAUACAACAUUUCGCGAGAGUAUCACGAGUUCCCCAAAGAUCCAAUACAUGAUACCUUUCAAGCAAGCCCCCAAAUAUUCCCAGAUGCACCAUUUUCUUCUUUUUGCUUUGUUCUGCCCUCGGUAACUUUCAUCUUCCUUGGUGUUGAGACGAUAGCCAUCGCUGCGUACGAAGCUCGAGAUACCAAAUCGAUAGCGCGUUCUUCACAGAUAACGCACUGGUCAUGCCUCAUAUUGUACUUCAUGGUCACGCUCGGCAUCGUAAUUAGCGUCAAAUGGGAUGAUUGCCGUCUGCCCGGCGUAUGGAACUUUAUUGCUCGAGGACCAUUGUCAGACUCUCCACACUCUGAUAGCGCUACCAUUAUCUCAAUCUGGGAUGUUUAUCCUGAACUAGCCGGUGUGGCAAAUGGGGCAAUCAUAUUUGCUGUCUUGUCUUCUGCAAAUACUUGCCUUUAUAUUUCAAGCCGUACUUUGUAUGGAAUGACUCACCAACUUCGAAAUAACUACAGCUUCAGUCGGUACUUCAAGAAGACCUUUGGCCAAGUAUGGUCAUCGACUGGGGUACCGGCCAUGGCCCUCCUCGUAAGCCUUUUGGCUUUCUACUGGCUUCCUUUCAUUCAAUAUUCUUGGAAGAAAGAUCGAGAUCGGGCCCAAGCAUUAGAACAGAUCAUACAAAUAGUCUCACUCACAUCAAGCAUCUCCUGCAUUAUCACGUGGACACUUCUUCUCAUCGCAUAUCUGCGGUAUAAUCACUGGAUAACGACUUGCGCCGACGGCCUCGAACAGGCAGGAAUGCAGCGUUUCGUUCGAAGUAACCCUGCAUACAAAGCAUGGAAUGUUCUGAUAUGGUUCCAGCCAUGGACGGCACGUCUUGCUUUGGCCGGUUGCUUCAUCGUCUAUGGCUGCCUCAGCGCAACGUGGUGGCGCCACCCAGCGAGCUUUGCCAAGGUGCUGGUAGCGUACGGGCCUCACGUAGUCGCCUUUGUAAUCUGGAUCUGUUUGAAACUCUGGAAACACGGGUUACACCUCUCGAAAUGGUGGAUACAGACGCCGAUCUCGGCUCGUCGCCCAGUGGCUUUGAUACAAAAACUCCGCCAUCUGGAGCGUCUGUCAGCUAAGGGCGAAGACAGAAACAAGCAACAGAUCAACAUGCCAUUUCUUACGCUGAGGCCUACGACAACAACGUCGCAGACACACGGUACAGAGGAAGAGAACGGCCAUGCUAUCAGUACCGAUGGUUCUGCACCCGAACGGGGCCAGGUCUCAUGA
This is a messenger RNA of Neoarthrinium moseri, 1848 nucleotides long. RefSeq lists its product as uncharacterized. Gene Ontology annotation, biological process: transmembrane transport. The coding region runs from base 1 to 1848 and encodes 615 amino acids. Gene Ontology annotation, cellular component: membrane. The record is from RefSeq and is a predicted model, not a curated record. The transcript is spliced from 13 exons. Lineage: Eukaryota; Fungi; Ascomycota; Sordariomycetes; Amphisphaeriales; Apiosporaceae.